AUGGAUAUUGAUGAUAUUUUAGCCUCCUUAGACCAUGAUACCACUGCUGUAGAAUCGUUAAGAAGCGAUGCUGAUAACUAUAAUGGAAGUUCUACCCUUCUCUAUAGUGAUUUAACUUAUAAUGAUUCACAAACUAAAGAUAAGCAAAACCCCAAUACAAUUUCAAAUUCUACGGCUACUACAUCUGCCACUAUAACCACAUCUGCUCAAGAUUAUAAUAAUUUAAUAGAACUUUGGAGGAAUGAGAGAUGUUCGCCGGAAUUAUUGCCAUAUCCAACAAAACUACUGGAUAGGAUAUUACCUCGUUUACAGCAACAAAUGGAAUACAUAGAAUCAUUAUCAAUGGGAUUCAUAUCAGAAUAUUCUCAAUCUUCAAAAUUACCGCUUUUAUGUAUGGAAGCAGAAUUAGAAAGAUUAAAAUUCGUCAUUAGAUCCUUUCUGCGUUGUAGAUUGAAAAAAAUUGACAAAUAUAAUUUUUAUUUACAAUCAAUAAUUGCUUCCAGUGAUACCGAUUCAGCAAAUCUUUUAUCUAAACAAGAAUCAAUCUAUUUAAAUAAGCAUUCCCAAAUUCUUUUAAAAUUAUUCAAUAACUCGAUUUUAAAACAUAUGCCUGUAGAUUUACAAGCAAUUCAAGAUACUGAAGGUUCAAUUAGUAUGGUAGAUGAACCUAAAUGGGAUCAAUUUGUUUUUAUUUAUGUAAAGGAUUUGUCAACUCAAUCUUUCAUGGUAACAAUACCACAAUUAAAUGAGGAAGUAGAAUUAUCUCCAGGUAGUAUCUAUGUGAUGAGAUAUUCUGUCAUAAGAGAUCUGCUAAUGCAAGGCAAAAUUCAAUUAAUAUGA
Henningerozyma blattae CBS 6284 is the source of this 840-nucleotide messenger RNA. RefSeq names its product DNA replication protein SLD5 (gene SLD5). The transcript has a single exon. Lineage: Eukaryota; Fungi; Ascomycota; Saccharomycetes; Saccharomycetales; Saccharomycetaceae. Gene Ontology annotation, biological process: DNA-templated DNA replication; double-strand break repair via break-induced replication. Gene Ontology annotation, cellular component: GINS complex. Bases 1 to 840 code for a protein of 279 amino acids. The record is from RefSeq and is a predicted model, not a curated record.